This is a messenger RNA of Eruca vesicaria subsp. sativa (arugula), 456 nucleotides long. The record is from the annotation of a GenBank genome assembly. NCBI's taxonomy places the organism in Eukaryota, Viridiplantae, Streptophyta, Magnoliopsida, Brassicales, Brassicaceae.
AUGAAGGUGAAUGAACUCUUUACCAAAGGGAUGAGUGAGGCUUUCAAAGCCGGUGCUUCCCAUGAGGAAGAAGAUAAGUUUGCUGACUACAUGAAAGGAGGUGCUUGCAGAGAAUCAUUUAUGGCCCUUGCAGAAUGCUCUGAUGGGGAUAAGCCGGAUAAGCAGAUGGCCAUGUUGGACUGUAUGGAAGCCCACUCUGAUUACCACCAUAAGUAUCUGGAGAUUAUUGAUGAACAAGUGUCGAAGCAAGCUAUGGAGGAACUUGAAUCCAUGUUUCCGGGAGGGGAAGGCGAAUUGGUUCUUGGGGUUCACGAGUUCUUCACAAAAGGAGAAGGAGGUUGUUGCAAAGAACAAUACAUGGCUUAUAUGGAUUGCAACAUCGAGAAGGUCGAUGAAGGAGAUCAAUAUGAUCCUUUGUUGACAACUUUUACUCAAAGGCUUCUUAGGAUCCUUUAA